AGGAGGCAUUUGUCUGGAGUGCCAUUCAGACCAAUGACAGCAGCAUGUGGGCGUGUGUUGAGAGUGUGUGAGGUGCUUCUGGAGUUUAGUAAAUGACUGCAGCAAGAAACACUGUGCGGCUGAGGGGCUUACGAGCGAUGGAACAGGCUCCGUGUGCCGAAAUAUCAACGUUUGGGCUUUUCUGACGAGGAUUCGAGAAAAACGUUAAAACCCAAAAUGAGCAGCGUCUCCUAACUGGACCAGACAAUGGAAGUAGCUUCCUGCAGCACUAACAAUUCACCCCUGGGAAACAAGUACGUACUAAAUCAGACUACCUCAGCCAGAGGUAGCUAAACUCACGCGCGGCUCGAAAGCGGCACAUUUCUUUAUUGGGAUGCGCGUAAAGAGGAGCGCGGAGGAAAAGAGCAGACGCGUAUGUAUAGAUGCCACUGAAUGACUUUGGAGGCAUUCCGAGGAGAUACAGUGCAUAGUUUCGGUUGUCUUAAAUAUUUGCGAUGGAGCGUCUUUGAAUAUUCUUGCAUCUAAUACUGCUAUGGAUCGUCCGGAAUGAACGUCUGAAUAUACCUCAUCGAGUUUUUUUUUUUUCGCAGCGCUGUUUCUUCCACCUGCGAUUCCGCAACCCUCGUGAAACAGGAGCUCCGCUUCACCUAACGUUACACAGCCUCUAUCGGGAAGAUGACCAGCUCGUCUGCAUGCUCGUGAGAUCUGUUUGGCCUUUUUUUGGGAAUCCGAAACGAGCAAAGGACGAAUCGUUCACCUCGGAAGUGAGAGAAGAAGGAAUUGUAGCGUGCACUGAGCUGUAGCGAACUACAUCCACUCACCUCCAACCUGACACAAUGUUCGCACUCGGGAUUUAUUUGUGGGAAACUAUUGUAUUCUUCAGCUUGGCAGCGUCCCAACAAGCAGCAGCUCGGAAAGCUGCCACCCCAAUGCCUCCGUCAGAAUUCCUGGACAAGCUUAUGGGAAAAGUGUCCGGUUAUGAUGCAAGAAUCAGACCUAAUUUCAAAGACCCACAAGGCUCCAAAUCGGAUGGUACUCACAAGAAAGGUCCACCUGUGAACGUAACAUGCAACAUUUUUAUUAACAGUUUUGGAUCCAUUGCUGAAACAACAAUGGAUUACAGAGUGAACAUUUUCCUGAGACAGCAGUGGAACGACCCUCGGCUGGCCUACAGCGAGUAUCCCGAUGACUCCCUUGACCUUGAUCCCUCCAUGUUGGACUCCAUUUGGAAACCCGAUCUGUUCUUUGCCAAUGAAAAGGGAGCCAAUUUCCACGAGGUUACUACUGACAACAAGCUUUUGAGGAUCUCCAAAAACGGGAAUGUUUUGUACAGUAUAAGAAUAACACUGAUUCUGGCCUGCCCCAUGGACCUGAAGAAUUUCCCUAUGGAUGUGCAGACCUGUAUAAUGCAGCUGGAGAGCUUUGGCUACACGAUGAACGAUCUUAUAUUCGAGUGGGACGAGAAGGGAGCCGUGCAGGUAGCAGACGGACUGACUUUACCUCAGUUUAUAUUGAAGGAAGAGAAGGAUCUGCGCUACUGCACCAAGCACUACAACACAGGGAAGUUCACCUGCAUAGAGGCUCGUUUCCACCUGGAGAGACAGAUGGGCUAUUAUCUGAUCCAGAUGUACAUUCCCAGUCUCCUGAUCGUCAUUUUGUCUUGGGUGUCCUUCUGGAUCAACAUGGACGCUGCCCCUGCCCGUGUAGGCUUGGGCAUCACUACUGUGCUGACCAUGACCACCCAGAGCUCAGGAUCUAGAGCUUCUCUUCCCAAGGUCUCGUAUGUGAAAGCCAUUGACAUUUGGAUGGCAGUGUGCCUUCUUUUUGUCUUCUCUGCUCUGCUGGAGUAUGCGGCCGUCAACUUCAUUGCACGCCAACACAAGGAGCUGCUGCGCUUCCAGAGGAGGAGAAGGCAUCUUAAGGAGGACGAGGCGGGAGACGGCCGGUUCAGCUUCGCCGCCUACGGCAUGGGUCCGGCGUGCCUCCAGGCCAAAGACGGCAUGGCCAUCAAGGGCAACAACAACAACGCACCCACCUCCGCCAACCCCCCUGAGAAGAGUGUGGAAGAAAUGCGCAAGCUCUUCAUCAGCCGCGCCAAACGGAUCGACACGGUGUCGCGCGUGGCCUUUCCGCUGGUCUUCCUCAUUUUUAACAUUUUCUACUGGAUCAUUUACAAGAUCAUACGCAGCGAGGAUGUUCACAGUAUGAAGUAAAGAGAUGCGAAUCCAUCCGCCUCCACGUCCCACCGUGCCCGCCUUCCUCUCACUGCAGCGCUCUCACUCGCUUACGGUGAUGACGAGUCCCCGGCAGAGGUAUUUAUUCCUUUUUUCAUCUCUUUCUCUCCUGUCCUCCUGAAUAAUCCGGACCUGUGCAAUAGCAAUGCAGUAAAAUGCAUGAUAUAUGAAUGUGGCAAUAUAUUUACUAAAAAAAUGAAAAUGACUAAAAGUAAAUAUUCAACUUAAGAACUUCUGAACGGAUGACUGGCAAUCCAAGAGGAAAACUUGUAAAACUUUUUUUUGCAACUUGAAGACGUACUGUAUUGCGAGAAUACGGAAAAACAUUACUGCUGUAAUAUAUCCUAUAUUUAAAUGAUAAUACUUCAGUCAUUGAAAAGGAACCAUUUUUGGUCAUCUCGAGGCAGUUUGGGGCUUCCAUGAAUACACAAUGAAAAUGUUGCCGGUCCCAGAGACCGAGAUUUGCUUUGGGACACGUGUCCUGGGGUCUCACGAUGUUUCAUUCUGAUAUCGAUUAUUAAUGGGUCUUGAUGAGUGCUAGUGAAAAAUAUAUAUUUAUUCAAGCUAUGAUCAAUGUGUUCCUCUAUCUGUGCUCAUUUUCCGGUUUCGUUUUGUUUAAAACAUCAGAUUAUGUUCUGCUCAUGUGCCAAACAUCAUCCUUUAGGUUGACCAAAAAAAUGACUCCACGAUUUCAUUUAUUUAUUCAUGUGUUCACCUUUUGGAUAUAUAAGCUGAAUGAACGAACUCUAAAAUAAAUUAAAUAGUAGUAUAUGUAAAAUAAAAUAUACUUUUAACUAGGGCUGUCAAAUGAUUAAUCAUGAU
Molecule: messenger RNA, 3056 nt
Organism: Cyprinus carpio (common carp)
Lineage: Eukaryota; Metazoa; Chordata; Actinopteri; Cypriniformes; Cyprinidae
Gene: glra1
Product: glycine receptor, alpha 1
Biological process (GO): chloride transmembrane transport; nervous system process; signal transduction
Cellular component (GO): plasma membrane; neuron projection; synapse
Molecular function (GO): transmembrane signaling receptor activity; transmitter-gated monoatomic ion channel activity; extracellularly glycine-gated chloride channel activity
Source: RefSeq, a predicted model, not a curated record